AUGGCGGGCGAGGACCACCAGUGGCAGGGCAGCAUCCUCUACAACAUGCUCAUGAGCGCUAAGCAAACGCACGCAGCUCCAGAGGCGCCCGAGGCGCAGCUGAGAAGCCCGUGCUGGGGCUGCUCCUGCGGUGCGGAGCCCUCAGUGGGCAGACAGGGGCUGCCGGGUGGGCGGGCAGUGGCGCUCCUGUACCGCUGCUGCUUCUGCGGUGAAGACCACCCGCGGCAGGGCAGUAUCCUCUACAACAUGCUCACGAGCGCAAAACAAAUGCGUGAGGCUCCGGAGGCGCCCAAGGCACCUCUGGGGGGCUCGUGCUGGGGUUGCUCGUGCGGCGCAGAGCCCCCGGUGGGCAGAGAGGGGCUGCAGGGUGGGCGGCCCAUGUCGCUCCUGUACCGCUGCUGCUUUUGCGGUGAAGACCACCCACGGCAGGGCAGCAUCCUCUACAGCUUGCUCACCAGCGCAAAGCAAACGCACGUGGCUCCGGAAGCUCCGGAGGCGCGGCCGAGGGGCGUGUGGUGGGACCGUUCCUACAGCGCGCAGAGGCUGGGGGACAGAGAGGAGCAGCCGGGAGGGAGAGCAGUGGCGCUCCUGUACCGCUGUGGCUUUCACGGUGAAGACCACUCGCGGCCGGGCAGCAUCCUCUACAACACGCCCACGAGUGCAAAGCAAACUCAGGCGGCUUCAGAGGUGCAGCAGGGGGCCCCCUGGCGGGACCCUUUCUGUGGCGCGCAGCGGCGAGUGGCCCUCAAGAGUCCACAGGUGGUCUGCGAGGCAGCCUCCGCGGGCCUGUUGAAGACGAUGCGCUUCGUCAAGUACUUACCCUGCUUCCAGGUGCUGCCCUUGGACCAGCAGCUGGUGCUGGUGCGCAGCUGCUGGGCGCCGCUGCUCAUGCUGGAGCUGGCCCAGGACCGCUUGAACUUCGAGACGGUGGAGACCUCGGAGCCCAGCCUGCUGCAGAGGAUCCUCACCACCAGGCGGCGGGAGACGGUGAGCGACGAGCCGCCGCCCCUGCCCACGCUGCAGCCACGCUUGGUAUCGCCGCCAGAGGCCGACCAUUUGCUGUCGGCUGCUCAGAUCCAAGCCAUCAAGGGCUUCCUUGCCAGGUGCUGGAGCCUGGACAUCAGUACCAAGGAGUAUGCCUACCUCAAGGGGACCGUGCUCUUUAACCCGGACCUGCCAGGCCUGAAGUGCGUGAAGUACAUCCAGGGACUUCAGUGGGGAACGCAGCAGAUUCUCACCGAACACAUCAGGAUGACACACAGGGGGCACCAGACCAGAUUCGCUGAGCUGCACAGUGCCCUCUUCCUGCUGAGAUUCAUCAAUGCCAAUGUCAUUGCUGACCUGUUCUUCAGGCCCAUCAUUGGCACAGUUAGCAUGGAUGAUAUGAUGCUAGAAAUGCUCUGUGCGAAGUUGUGAAGGCAUGUGGGUCACACAAGUGCAGUUCACCAAGAAGGAAA
Molecule: messenger RNA, 1457 nt
Organism: Equus quagga
Lineage: Eukaryota; Metazoa; Chordata; Mammalia; Perissodactyla; Equidae
Gene: NR0B1
Product: nuclear receptor subfamily 0 group B member 1
Exons: 2
Coding region: 1-1416 (471 amino acids)
Biological process (GO): negative regulation of transcription by RNA polymerase II
Cellular component (GO): nucleus; cytoplasm
Molecular function (GO): transcription corepressor activity; transcription factor binding
Source: RefSeq, a predicted model, not a curated record